AUGAAGCCGGAAUCUCGCUCCCGUGCCCCUCCUGUCCGGUAUCCGGAUGAUCGGGUUCGCCGCAGCGAAACACCAGCCGCAGCUCGAGGUAGUAAGCCUGUCAACCACAGCGCAAUUCAAGAAGCUUCAAAGAUCUUGCUGGAUAUGGUAGAGGACGUGCCAAUGGGCGACGACGGGGAGGACAACGAGGAUCGGCUGGAGUCUGCAAAUGAGAGCCGACGAUCCACGCGCUCGUCAAGCAUGCUACCUUCAAGACAGUCUCGAGCUUCCUUCAAGAAGACUCCUCGUCGCCGCGCUGCCUCGUCCCGUGGAAAAUUACCUCAACCCAGAGAGGCUGCGCGCGUAAGAACACCGACCUCACGCUUAGUCGACGAUGCACAAGAGGAUACGAUUGUAGAAGAGGUCGUAGACGACGCAAUCGAUCAUGGCAGACAGUCAUCGGAAAACCCAAACAAGACCUGGAGAGAGUACCAGGAGGAACUCAAUGCUGAAAGACGCGAGCUUGAGAGACUUGCAAGGCAACCGAUGACCCAACGCAACGUGAUGACRGGAAGUUCGACGCGCGCAACCGAUCGACCUAUCAAGCGCGAGAUCACGGAUGCUGAUAGCGACAGCGGAGACGUCGCUGCUACCGUUGAACAAGGCGACGAUACCAGUGCUGCUCCCCCUGGACCGAUCAAAACGAGCAUUGAAGAAGAAGAGGAGGUCAAACCGGCUCUUGACUCGUUUGCUUCUCCCGACUUAAUGGAAGAGGAUGUUGGAGCAGAUCCAGAUCAGCUCCAAGAGAUCACCAGAGCGGCAUAUGCUCCCACAGACUCACAUCGCCGCGAACAAGACAUGAUGGAUGAGCUUAACGGCAUGAACCUGAACAGACGUCCUCGUUCUGCUAGGAGCGUUGCUCCGCGCGACUUCUCCAGGCGUCGCGCUUCGAAGACUCCGUACUCCUCUCGUUACGAGAGUGGUACAACCACGCGCAGCGGCUACAGAAAGCAUCUCUCCACUGCAGUCAAUCYCGACUUGGAGGCUGUGGAGRGAACCCUCGAGAGAGAGGAUCGAUCCAGAUACAAGCGAAUGCGGCGUUCUGGUGUCAAGGCUUCGUAUAGCGAGAACAGUGCGUUCCAGGGGAGCGUGAGGGCAAUGACGGCAGAGAAGGAGAGGGCAGAAGCGGAGGUGCAAUUGGACGAAGACGAGGAGAUGGAGGACGAUGGGCAGUGA
Ramularia collo-cygni is the source of this 1215-nucleotide messenger RNA. RefSeq lists its product as uncharacterized. Bases 1 to 1215 code for a protein of 404 amino acids. NCBI's taxonomy places the organism in Eukaryota, Fungi, Ascomycota, Dothideomycetes, Mycosphaerellales, Mycosphaerellaceae. The record is from RefSeq and is a predicted model, not a curated record. The transcript has a single exon.